Molecule: messenger RNA, 1039 nt
Organism: Danaus plexippus (monarch butterfly)
Lineage: Eukaryota; Metazoa; Arthropoda; Insecta; Lepidoptera; Nymphalidae
Gene: SrpRbeta
Product: signal recognition particle receptor subunit beta
Exons: 5
Coding region: 110-868 (252 amino acids)
Biological process (GO): protein localization to organelle; intracellular protein transport; Golgi to plasma membrane protein transport
Cellular component (GO): Golgi apparatus
Molecular function (GO): GTP binding
Source: RefSeq, a predicted model, not a curated record
UUUGGCACUUCGUCACAUGAAUGUUUUGAACACAUCAAAGGAAAAAACUAGUUUAAAAAAUCAUUUGUUAACGUCAAAAUAUCUUAAAAAUUAAUUAUAGCCAGCUAAUAUGGAGGCCGAAUCUGAAGUAAUUAAAGAAAAAAUUCACACUGAACCAAUCCUAAAUGACCCACGAUAUAUAACCUUAUUGAGUAUAAUAGUGCUUUUGUUCACUCUUGUGUUUUGGUGGUGUUUUUCAAGGCGUCGGCAUUUGAGGCGGUCGGUGCUACUAACGGGACUUUCAGAUUCAGGGAAGACUCUUUUAUUUGUGAGACUCUCUUACUCACAGUAUAGACAAACUUUCACAUCUAUGAAAGAAAAUAUCGAGGAAUAUAUUACAUCCAAUAAUGCCCUCAGGAUCGUAGACCUACCCGGCCAGGAAAGAUUGAGAAACAAAUUUUUUGAUCAAUACAAGAGCAGUGCUAAAGCCAUUGUAUAUGUUGUAGACUCUGUAACCAUUCAGAAAGAAAUAAGGGAUGUCGCUGAAUAUCUUUAUACCAUUUUGCUUGAUUCAGUAGUGCAGAGCAAUUGUCCUCAGUUUUUGAUUCUAUGUAACAAACAAGACCAGCCCAUGGCCAAAGGCAGUCAAGUUAUCAAGGGUUUAUUAGAAAAGGAAUUAAACUUGGUCCGUGUCACAAAAUCUAGUCAGCUGCAAUCAGUUGAUUCAUCGCAAAGCAAUAGUUCUUCAUACCUCGGAAAGCUCGGAAAAGAUUUUGAAUUUUCUCAUCUGAACUGCAAAGUAGAAUUUGCUGAGAGCUCAGCUAACACUGGGGAUGACGAUAACCCUGCUGAUAUGAAGGCUUUGAAGGAUUGGAUCUCAAAAUUAUAGAAUCCAAGAGCAUAGGGUUUAUACUCUACUUCCAAUGUUCUCAUUUUAUUAUGUAUGCUUAACAUGUAUUUAAUACAUGCAAUUUUGAGACUUGAAUUGUUAAAUUUGUGCAUUUUAUAGUAUUUUGUAUAAGAAUGAUCCCUUGUACUUUUUAAUAAAAUAUGGAAAUUA